AUGAAUGAGGCAACAACAGAUGAUGUCUAUGCUUACGCCCUGUCUAAAACCCUGACAAAGGUUUCAUCACCCGCCACAGUGGGGCUGUACUCUUCGUGUCAAGAUCGGAUUAACACGAUCCUCAAACAAAUGGAAGAGCACAUGGACCGGGAGGCAUCAAAAAUUGAGCAGAAAUGUGAAGAAAGACCAAGGCCCCGAUCAGUUAAGCCGUCAUUGAUUGGCCUUCUGGCCCUCAUAGGCCGGUUGAUCUUCUACAGACCUGUCUGGACAAAGAAGAACCAGCGUCACCGCAACAUUAGGUUUAUUUAUGUGCAUUUCAGUGCUUGGCAUUUUGCAGGCAGUGACCUGCUGUGGGCUGGAAUAGCCAUACGACUGUUUCAGGCCAUGCAAAUGAGCUUUGGAAAAUUGCAGCUUGCGCUCUAUCGUGUGGUUCAAUACGAUGAAGAGGAAGAAAUCGAAGAAAGGGUUGUGAAAGAUGACACUGAUGACUGGAAUUCCAAGAAGAUCUGUUGUUUGCCCCUUUGGGUUCUCGCCCUUGGUAUCCUCAUCCUCCCAAUUAUCGUCCUGAUAUUCCUGGUGAUUUAUGGUUUUCCAGGCGCUGAAGUGGUCCCAGACAAGAAUAAACAAGAUGACAGUACGGAUGUCUUAAUGGGCCUGUUUGCUGCUUCGUUAGGAGUCCCAGUAGUGAGCACAAUGAAGUUUAUCUUUCAGAUGGCCAAGAACCUGAUCGUCAGCCAGGAUCGAAACAUUACGAAGGGGAUGGACAACGAUCGAAUCAGUAGCCAACUGGGCUUCAUGAACGAAGUCAGAAAGGAAAUAUGGAUGUUGUCCCGCUUCAUCCAGUUUAUGGAGGUGUUUGAGAGGAGGAGGAUUCGCAUCGUUCUGAAAAUCACUAAUUUGGACCGCUGCACCCCCAAGAAAAUCACAGCAGUUCUGGAAGCCAUCAAUAUUCUGCUUUCAGAUGAGGAGGGCCCAUUUAUUUCCAUCCUGGCAGCUAAUCCAGGUGUCAUUUUAGAGAAAGUGAACUUUGCAGAUGGUUGCUUCAGCAAAGAGGACAGGGCUUAUGCUCUCCUGAAUCGUAUAGUAACUUUAGCUUUCACUAUCCCACCUCUCAGUGACACAUCAAAGCGCUACUUAUUUCAUAGCAUCACUAAUGAUUCAAAAUUCCUCCGUCAUUCCCAAACUUCGGAGGCCAGUUGCAUAAAUAUGACAUCCUCAACAGACACACAUCUAUAUGAGGUUGCGUUUGAACCAAAUUCUUCGAUACCACUGAUCCAGGGAAGUACAGCAGCACUGGACGUAGAGGAGGACGAAGUGGAGAAUGUGGUGCGCGACAUCCUGUGCAGCAGCGAAAGGAAGAUAAACAAGUACAUGUUAGAUGACGCCAUCUCUAUGAGGAGGGUGAUCAACUCCGUGCGGGUGACUGUGAUAAUCAUGAAGGCCCUCAAGACAGAGCUUCCCAAACCAGAGAAUGUUGCAGCAUGGGUGGUCUUGGCAAAUCAGUGGCCCUGUCGACUCAGCUGGAUCAUCCAGUGUGUGGAGGAUGCCAAACAGAGAGCAGCUAUCGACGGAAAGAACGAGUAUAGGGAUCAGUCAAAGAGCCUGUGGGAGGUUUUCAACGAGUCCAGAGAGGAGCUGUAUGUGAUGAGCUCAGAGAUUGAGGACCUUCUGGAGCAGGACGGAGAUCCCGAGGUGUUUGAAGAAUUACUCAAGGAUAGGAAUUUUGAUUUCACCAUAAGCAGCUUGGAGAAAUUUCAAAAGGGGAUGGUGAAUCUGGAUCAGUCGAUCAGGAGGGAGCUGGGUCUCAUCAGGGGAGCAUCCAGGCUGAAAGGUUCUGGUUGGAUGAGGGAUCUAGCUCCACUACCAAUCACAGCAAUCAUCAAAAUGAGCACAGCUGAUGUAUGCAAAGAGAUGGAGAGGAUGGAAUAUGAUAGCAAGUACAUUGAUAUUGUGGAGAACAACAAGCUAAAUGGCUCUGCACUGGUUUUUGGUGAUGCAGAUGACCUUAAAGCUCUUCUGGGUAUGAACUUCGGAGAGUGGGCAACUUUCCGACUUCACUUUUUGAGCUUAACCGCACAUCACAGAUCCCAGUACAAGAACAAACUGAAAUCACAUCCUGACUCAAAGGAUCAGCUGUUAAACCUCCAACAUGCUGCCCACAACUACUCAUAUAAUCCCAACCUGGGCCACGGCUGCUAG
Molecule: messenger RNA, 2199 nt
Organism: Menidia menidia (Atlantic silverside)
Lineage: Eukaryota; Metazoa; Chordata; Actinopteri; Atheriniformes; Atherinopsidae
Source: the annotation of a GenBank genome assembly